Messenger RNA from Neocloeon triangulifer, 938 nucleotides. RefSeq lists its product as uncharacterized. The record is from RefSeq and is a predicted model, not a curated record. The coding region runs from base 79 to 585 and encodes 168 amino acids. The transcript has 4 exons. NCBI's taxonomy places the organism in Eukaryota, Metazoa, Arthropoda, Insecta, Ephemeroptera, Baetidae. Gene Ontology annotation, molecular function: chitin binding. Gene Ontology annotation, cellular component: extracellular region.
UUUUUUCAAGAGAUCUGUUAGGCGGGGAAAUUGGUAGUCUGUAUCUUGUCUGCAACAAGGCACAAGCUCUGCACAGCUAUGGCGAGCCGUGCUAUCUUACUUGCUGCUCUCCUUGUUGCCGUCUACUUGGCGCACAACAAUGAAGCUAAAGUCGUGAAAAAGGAUCGCGCCCGUCGAGGUGUGGUGGCCGUCGCCCCUUUGGCCAUCGUCCAAAAGCGCCGUGACCGCGAGGAGCAGGACCUGACCAAGAUCCCUGGUGUGCCUGGCGUGGACUACCCGUUGUUCCGCUCCGUGCCGCCCACGCACUUUGAUUGCAGUACUGUUCCCGCACACCCCGGGAUGUACGCCAACGUUGAAACUGGAUGCCAGGCGUACCACGUUUGCCAUGACGGCCGCGAAGGUCGACAAGGCGCCGCUUUCCUCUGCCCCAAUGGUACUCUGUUCAACCAGAAGGAGUUUGCCUGCGACUGGUGGUACAAUGUCGACUGCCCCAGCUCCAUCACUCUCUACAGCCUGAACUUGGACCCGGCAAAGAACCCGUACUUCCCUAAACCCCAGAAGAACCUCGAGGUGGUGCACGUUUGAAUGCGAGAAAUGAUGGGAGCCCUCACAGCUUUGGGGCUGCCGGUCUCGCUAGACACGUACAAGAAUAUGGCACUGAUUGCUGGGCUAGAUGUCACCCUUUUCCACCUAGGUCUUGAGUUCUUGUUAGCACUUGGCCUGGGACAAAUUCUUAUUGAAUUAUCCAUCAUUAUGCAUGAUCAAUUUUUAACAAAUUACUUCCAAUAUCAUCAAAACCAAUCAUGAUAUGUAUCCAUUGUUAAGAAUUAUUUUUAUAUAAUAGCUAUUUAUUAACACAACACAUUAAAAUGAUUUAAAACGAAAAAAUGUCGUGUCUGUAAAUAAUAUUAAAUAAAGUGAUGCACCUCAAAAUAUUA